This is a messenger RNA of Symbiodinium sp. CCMP2456, 213 nucleotides long. The record is from the annotation of a GenBank genome assembly. NCBI's taxonomy places the organism in Eukaryota, Dinophyceae, Suessiales, Symbiodiniaceae.
GAUGUCCCACUUCCCACAGAGAUUCUCGGGGAAGAAGAGCUCGAGUCGGAGGAGGAGUUUGCCGGCCCGGAGGAUGUCCCACACCCCAUGGAGAUUGACAAGGAGGAGGCUCUAGCCGAACUGGGCCCGGAUGAUGGUCAGAUAGAUCCCUUGGAGAUCCAGCUGCGGGAGGAGAUGUUGAAAGCCGAGUCUGGGGACCUCACCGGCCCAGCA